Cornus florida is the source of this 879-nucleotide messenger RNA. RefSeq lists its product as uncharacterized. Bases 95 to 523 code for a protein of 142 amino acids. The record is from RefSeq and is a predicted model, not a curated record. NCBI's taxonomy places the organism in Eukaryota, Viridiplantae, Streptophyta, Magnoliopsida, Cornales, Cornaceae. The transcript is spliced from 4 exons.
CAUCCUAGCCUUCAAAGCCUAAAAUAUUUCCUCCAGUUAGCUCUCCAAUUUCUAUAUCCAAUCUCUAAGUUUCUCAAGCUUCUUUUCUGCAACCAUGCGUCGUUCCGGAGGAGUAAGGGCACCUCCACCUCGCCCUGUACCUCCACCUCCACCUCCCCCAGGUAUUUCUUCUUCUAGUUGCUUGCUGAUUCUGAAAGCUUACAAGUGUCACGGGCUACACAAUAGAUCCAUCUUUUUUAACUGUCUUUCUUCCUUCUUGGAUGACUGUGCGUGCUAUGUGGUUACUGCAGCUCCUCAACCGCCCAAACAAUUACUUAAAGAAACCGGUAACUCUUUCUUGAAGGGCGCGGCUUACGGUGCUGGAUAUGCUAUUGGAAGUCGUCUGACAGAAAGAGGUGUUGAUGCUGUGUUGGAUCCUCCUUCUUCUAAAUUUAAUAUGGAACUGAUAUAUGAAUUUGAUACAGAAGGAGGUUGUCGUGCUGUUUUGGUUCCUAAAGCAUGGCCAGACCAACAAGGGACUUAACCUUGUUAUAUUGAAUGAAUGCACAAGGAACACUGGACCAACUAGGCACUGAACCUUGUUAUGUUAUAAAAUUUAGGACUGGGAAAUGGAUAUUAAUAACGUACUCUUCAACGUACGGUGAAUGAUGUAUUAAAAUAAUGGCUAUAAUGCCCUUCUUUAAUAAUGGUGCUUUGUUAUGGUUUCAUCAAAUACUGUGUGUUAGUCUAGUAUGUAGAUGGGCCAAUAUAAAGAAUACGCAAUCACAAUGUUACUCACUCAUGCCAAUUGUUGUCAUCAUAUCAACACAAUGGUAAAAGGUCAAUUUGGAGGCCGUUGGUGGUCUAUAUUCAUGUAUAAAUUUAUCUUGUUUGAGUUUA